UUGCCUCCAUCCUUUUCUCCCCAGCUGGAGCUGCGGUAGGGCUUUUGCAGCAGCUGAGCCGUGGAGAGGUUAAGGUGUUGUUGCGUGAGAAGCAGAGACAACUUGGGAUCCGGAGCUAGCUCGAAGGGGCUGGAAUAGCUGGUCACCCCAGACCAGAGAGCAGAAUGGAACGAGGGGUCGACGCAUUUCUAGGUUUCCCCUGCAGCGUGAAUGCCUCGGCUGCCCUGGAAAACGCCAGUGAGAUGAGCGGUAGCUGGGAGGGUUGGCAGCCCGAGGCAAUCAUCGUACCAGUGCUCUUCGCUCUCAUCUUCCUCGUGGGCACGGUGGGUAAUUCGCUGGUCCUAGCGGUGCUGCUGCGCAGCGGCCAAAUGAGCAGUACCACCAAUCUGUUCAUUCUCAACCUGGGUGUGGCGGAUCUCUGUUUCAUCGUUUGCUGCGUGCCCUUCCAGGCGACCAUCUACACCUUGGACGGGUGGGUGUUCGGUGCGCUGCUUUGCAAGGCAGUACACUUUCUCAUCUUCCUCACUAUGUACGCCAGCAGUUUCACGCUGGCCACCGUCUCUCUAGAUAGGUAUCUGGCUAUCCGCUACCCACUGCACUCCCGAGAAUUGCGGACUCCUCGGAAUGGGUUGGCGGCCAUAGGCCUCAUCUGGACACUGGCGCUGAUUUUCUCGGGGCCCUACCUCAGCUACUAUAGUCAGUCGGAAUUGGCUAACCUGACCGUGUGUCAUCCCGCCUGGAGCGCACAGCGACGUCGAACCAUGGAUCUCUGCACCUUUGUCUUCAGCUACCUGCUGCCAGUUCUCGUGCUUGGCCUGACCUAUGCUCGAACCCUGCGCUAUCUCUGGAGGGCUGUUGAUCCAGUGGCCGCACUUUCCGUAUCCAAGCGCUCCAAGCGCAAAGUGACGCACAUGAUAAUCAUCGUAGCCGCGCUCUUCUGCCUGUGUUGGAUGCCCCAUCACGCUCUCAUCCUCUCGGUCUGGUUUGGCCACUUCCCUCUCACUCGAGCCAGUUAUGUGCUGCGCAUUCUCUCCCAUCUAGUCUCCUAUGCCAACUCCUGCGUCAACCCCAUUGUCUAUGCACUUGUCUCCAAACACUUCCGCAAGGGCUUCCGCAAGAUCUGUGAGGGGCUGCUGUGCCGAGCUCCUCAGCUCGUUUCCCGUCGCGUGCGAGUCGCCCCAACAAGCGCUCGCCGGGGCAGCCUGCUGCUUCGCGACUCCGUAGCUAUGAUCCCCGUUUGUAAGGUGGAGGAUCCCACUCUUCCGGUGCCUGAACAUCCUCCUCUGAGGGAAUCAGUUCUGAGCCCCUUACCGGGUCCAUCCUGGAGAGUAGAGACUCCUGUACUAAACUCUCCUUCAAUGAGAUGAGAGGUGAACCUGUAGAACAGGUCGUUUUGCCAGGAAAGGGAGAGAGAGUGAAGUCAGUGUAGGGUAUUGCUAAAGGCUGGGAGUGGGGGUUGGACAGCAUGGUCACAGAUGUGAAGGUGAGGAGCCUCUGAUUAAGUACAGUAAAAGGGAAAAAUAGAACCUGCACACUCAUUUCUACAUUCUCAUUUCUGUCCCAAAGACAGACCACGAGCUGAUGCAAAGUGAAAUGUACUGUGUACAAAGUAAUA
This is a messenger RNA of Phascolarctos cinereus (koala), 1615 nucleotides long. RefSeq names its product galanin receptor 2 (gene GALR2). NCBI's taxonomy places the organism in Eukaryota, Metazoa, Chordata, Mammalia, Diprotodontia, Phascolarctidae. Gene Ontology annotation, cellular component: plasma membrane. Gene Ontology annotation, biological process: G protein-coupled receptor signaling pathway; positive regulation of cytosolic calcium ion concentration; negative regulation of adenylate cyclase activity. Gene Ontology annotation, molecular function: galanin receptor activity. The record is from RefSeq and is a predicted model, not a curated record.